This is a messenger RNA of Penicillium odoratum, 2223 nucleotides long. RefSeq lists its product as uncharacterized. The record is from RefSeq and is a predicted model, not a curated record. The coding region runs from base 1 to 2223 and encodes 740 amino acids. The transcript has 2 exons. Lineage: Eukaryota; Fungi; Ascomycota; Eurotiomycetes; Eurotiales; Aspergillaceae.
AUGUCCACAGAUUCUCCUAUGGAUGUGUCCAAGGGGGAUGGACCUGCCAUCGACGAGAAACCUGACAACCGCCGUGCUUCUGGUGCCAGACGGUCGCGUCGAAAGAAGGAUGACGAAGCCAGCACCGAGACUCCCCCAAAGCCUAAAAAAGAACCCAAAGAAAAGGCAGCUCGAGCUCCUCGUCGCCCAAGAGAAAAGUCUAACUCUACCGCUGCCUCUCGAAAGAAACCCAAGUUGGAGCAACCGGGGGAAGCCACACCCGCGGCACCUACGACCGCUCCUCUCCAAUCACAACCACCACCGCAAUCGCAAUCGCACUCACAAUCGCAAUCACAAGCCCAACUACAACCACAACCUCAACCUCAACCUCAGCUCCAACCUCAACUCCAAUCUCAACCCCAAUCUCAACCCCAAUCUCAACCCCAAUCUCAACCUGCUUUAACGCCUCCACAGCCCGCUCCUACUCCUGCUGCGCCUGCACCAGUGCCAUCUUAUACAAGCCCCCACACUGUAUCGGUCCCACCCAACUAUGCCUUGUCACAGCCAUAUCCACCAUCACAACAGACUCAACCUCCCCCGCAUCGCACAAGUGGUCAAAACUUUGACCCAAUUCGAUCCGCUUUUGAUAACCCUUCUCCAGCACCAGCCUAUAGCCCGCCACAUUCCAAAUCGCCACAGCUUAAUUAUCGUGCUAGCGCGUCCCCAGCGAUCUCCAGCAUCAUUGACCCACCCGCCCAAAAUGCCCGCAUAUACACUCCACUGCCACGCUCAUCGUCAGCCCAUGUCUCGGCCGUGUCCUCACCGGUGCCAACACCGACAUACCCAUCGUUAGGACCGUCAGGGCUACCUUCCUCAUCGUCGUCGCCAUCGCAUGGAACCGUCCAUGUACCACCAGCGUUGCAAUCCUCGAGCCACUAUAGCACUCCCUACCCGCCACCAGAGCAGCGUCCGGUCCAGUCACAGUCUCUUAAAUCAGAGCUGUCACCACCAGCCUUGCAGCCACAGCAGAAACUACAAUCCCAACUCCAGUUUCAGGCGCAGCCCCAGCAGCCGCAAACCCCAGCGCAGAAGUCUACUCUGCAACGGUCAACUUCGCAAACUGAUAUAGUGGAGGUUGACUCGAAACCGCAAAAGGAGGUGGUGCCGAGCGCAAAGAAAGAAAAGGGUGCAACCGGUCCGUCAUCGAAGGCUACAUCUCCCAAGCCGGCGCGCGCAGCCAAGGAACCCCCACAGCUCCCUCAAGGAUCAGGCUUAAUCACCAAUGCUCUGUUCGGGAUGGGAGGCGACGAUUCAUCCAAGUCACCCGAUUCGCGCAAUACACCAAAUAUCGUAGUGCACAUUCCCCUGUCCAAGGGGAACCAGAUCGUGAAUUUCGCGCAGCUCGCAGAGGAGCAGUACGGCUUUGCUGCCUUGCAUCCUCGUUUGGCGGCCCACAAAGAUCGUCUCGCUCGUGUAGCUGCCGCCGGUGCUGCUCUGGAGCGAAAUGAGAAGGGACUGACCGAAAGUGCGGAAGAGGAUCUAAGCCUCGAAGUAGAGCGUGACAGUGAUGUGGAUGGAGAUGUCACCAUGAGUGGUGCAGGAACUGGCACCAAUGGCGUGACUUCAGACGCCGGGGACGGAAAGAAGAAGAGACGUAAGAAGGUCGAGGAGUAUGACCGUGAUGAUCCCUUUGUCGAUGACACAGAGAUGGCAUGGCAGGAACAGGCUGCUGCUAGUAAAGAUGGAUUCUUUGUGUACAGUGGUCCAUUAGUUCCAGAGGGCGAGAAAAUCCAGGUGGAACGUGCGGAUGGUACCAUCAAGCGUGGCAGAGGCCGUGGCCGAGGUACGGGUCGUAGCAGAGCAUUGGCUUCUCAACCUCACAUCGCUAUCGCCGCCGCCGUGCCCAUUUCCCAAGACACCGGUCUACCUCUGCGUGGGCCCGGUUCCAGAGGAGGUACCUCGCGCAAGCCACGUGGAGCUAAGAAGGCCGAUCUGGCCGACAAAGGCACCCCUGACCGCAACGGCACAACUGCUUCUGCGUCACAGGAAGGCCGCAGUGGCCGUGCAGGAGGUGCUGCAGGAUCUAGCCGUGGGGGGAGUUCUGCCAGCACUCGGGGUGGCAAAUCAAGCUCGAUGAUGAGCAUGAUGGACAUGGUAUCAUCACCUCUUUCCAAUUCCACUACGAAUCUUAACCCUACUCCUGGGCUGAGUUCUGUAGCUGGACCAGAGCUGGUCAUGAAAUAA